This is a messenger RNA of Cydia amplana, 1281 nucleotides long. RefSeq names its product trypsin-1-like. The coding region runs from base 227 to 1234 and encodes 335 amino acids. Gene Ontology annotation, molecular function: serine-type endopeptidase activity. The record is from RefSeq and is a predicted model, not a curated record. Gene Ontology annotation, biological process: proteolysis. The transcript is spliced from 8 exons. NCBI's taxonomy places the organism in Eukaryota, Metazoa, Arthropoda, Insecta, Lepidoptera, Tortricidae.
GCUAGUAGCUGGUGCUAACACGGUGGGGCGCCGAGAUUUUGGCGCGAGUGAAAGUGUGGUGGUGUGGCCGAAGACCCCGCACUGCGGCUGCGCCGCCGCGGCCGUCAGUACGCGAAUAAUGCCAGCCACUCGCCUUCACCGACUUCGCCAGUGAUCCUCGAGAUGCCGUGCAAAUAAAUGGUUGCGUAUUUUGUUCUCCGCCGUUUCUUACCCCGGACCCGCGACAAUGUACCCAUGGACAACAGUGGCUUUUGUUUUUGUGUUUGUUUGUUCCGGGGCUGCGAGGGAGAUAAGCUCGCCGGAUAUCGCUGCGCUUGAUAACCAUGUGUCAUCAGGUAACAGAAGCCAGCGGUUUCUCUUCGAUGCCAUCUUCGGACUGGAGGUGCCACUCCUGGAUGAACAGAGCGUGGAGGAGGAAGACGAUGACUCCCAGGUCAAGAACUGCUCAUGUGAGUGCGGCAGAGCAAAUCCUCUUCCUAGGAAGAUAGAGUGCGGCGGAUCGAACCAGGAAAACCGCAUCGUGGGCGGCGUGCCGGCAGGGGCCAAUCGUUACCCGUGGAUGGCCAGGAUCGUCUACGAUGGACAGUUCCAUUGUGGAGCGUCGCUACUUACCAAGGAGUAUGUGCUCACGGCUGCGCAUUGUGUGAGGAAACUGAAACGUUCGAAGAUCCGCGUGAUCCUCGGCGACCACGACCAGACGAUCACGACGGAGAGCGCCGCCAUCAUGCGUGCCGUCACCUCCAUCGUGCGCCACCGGAGCUUCGAUGCGGAUUCCUACAACAACGACAUAGCGCUGCUCAAGCUUCGCAAGCCGGUCACUUUCUCCAAGAUCGUCAAACCCAUCUGUCUGCCACCAGCUAGUAUAGAUCCCUCGGGCAAAGAAGGCAUCGUGGUUGGCUGGGGUCGCACGUCAGAGGGCGGGCAGCUGCCCGCCGUGGUGCAGGAGGUGCGCGUGCCCAUUCUGUCGCUCACGCAGUGUCGCGGGAUGAAGUACCGAGCGUCCCGGAUCACUAACAACAUGUUGUGUGCCGGUCGAGCGUCUACCGAUUCCUGCCAGGGCGACAGUGGUGGGCCUCUGCUUUUACAAAAGGGAGACAAAUUCCAGAUUGUCGGUAUAGUGUCGUGGGGAGUUGGUUGCGGACGACCGGGGUAUCCAGGAGUCUAUACGAGAGUCACUCGCUUCCUGCCCUGGCUUCGAGCCAACCUACGGGAUUCCUGUCUCUGUGGCAACUGAUUUGUAGAUCUACCACUUAUCUCGGGUCGUUGGUAAUGAGGCGCGGU